Molecule: messenger RNA, 537 nt
Organism: Zingiber officinale
Lineage: Eukaryota; Viridiplantae; Streptophyta; Magnoliopsida; Zingiberales; Zingiberaceae
Exons: 1
Coding region: 1-537 (178 amino acids)
Molecular function (GO): enzyme inhibitor activity
Source: RefSeq, a predicted model, not a curated record
AUGAUGAAGAGGCAAGCUACUGCAUUCGCUCUCGCCGCCCUCCUCCUCCUCCUCCUCUCGCCGGUGGCGCACGCUUCUGUGGAGUCCAUAUGCAAGACUAUCACCAAAAAAGACCCUACCGGCAUCGUGUACCUUUUCUGCGUGAAGACGUUGAAAUCGAUCAUCCCUGAAAUAGAUGCCGUCAACGUGCGUGGCCUCGCCUUCAUCGCCACCAAGCUGUCGUCGAUUCAGGCGACGCAUGUCACCGAAAAGAUCGAGGAGCUGCUGAAGAGCUCGCAGGACAAGGCAGAGAAGGAGAGCUUGUCGACGUGCAACAAACAGUACAGCAAUCUGAUCGAUAAUCUCGACUCGGCGCUGAGCGCCAUCAAGGAGAGCCGGAAGGACGACGCCGUGAAAAACCUGAGCUCCAGCGCCGAGGCGCCGAGAGACUGCGAGAAGGCGUUCAAGGACACCGGCGCCAUGUCGCCGUUGGCGGUGGAGGACGGCGUGCAGCGGUUCCUCUCUGCCAUCGCCUUAGGCAUCACCAGAUUGAUAUAA